Messenger RNA from Phanerochaete carnosa HHB-10118-sp, 456 nucleotides. RefSeq lists its product as uncharacterized. The transcript has 3 exons. Lineage: Eukaryota; Fungi; Basidiomycota; Agaricomycetes; Polyporales; Phanerochaetaceae. The annotation marks the transcript as partial. Gene Ontology annotation, molecular function: protein kinase activity; ATP binding. The record is from RefSeq and is a predicted model, not a curated record. Gene Ontology annotation, biological process: protein phosphorylation.
AAAGCCCAUUAUCGGGUCGUGUUCAACGAACUUGGUCAUCCUUUGCACGACGAAAGUGUCUUUGCGACUGCAUUUCAGGUGAUAUGUGAUGUCAUGGAGUGUUUGGUCGUCAUGCAUGACCUUGGUUGGGUUUACCGCGACAUCAGCACUGGUAAUAUCCUGGUGCACGACGGACGCGGCUUGUUAACUGACCUGGAAUAUGCUCAACAUUGGACAACAGCGCACAAGGCUCAUACGACACGUACGCCUGGUACCCGGUAUUUUAUGUCAGUUGAGGCCAAUGCCCACGCAUAUCUGUUUCGACACAAGGCAGGCAGCGACCCUUCGACGGAGCCUGACGUUCCUGGAGUCCCGCUCUUGGUUGCUAUAGGGGCUAAAGCAAGACCGAAGGGUUCAUCUACGUCCACUCUUCCUCUUCCUUUUAGGUACCACCCGUUGAACGACUGGGAGUCACUC